Molecule: messenger RNA, 4325 nt
Organism: Archocentrus centrarchus (flier cichlid)
Lineage: Eukaryota; Metazoa; Chordata; Actinopteri; Cichliformes; Cichlidae
Gene: gpr161b
Product: G protein-coupled receptor 161b
Exons: 6
Coding region: 528-2099 (523 amino acids)
Biological process (GO): G protein-coupled receptor signaling pathway
Cellular component (GO): plasma membrane; recycling endosome
Molecular function (GO): G protein-coupled receptor activity
Source: RefSeq, a predicted model, not a curated record
UUUGUAAACACGACUGCAAACGCGCACAGUGCGCGCUGCAUUCAGGAGUGAAUAAAAUGCACUUUUAUAGUUGUUCGGCACUUGUAGUGUCGUGACAAUUUGAUCAAACGCAAAAAGCUCCACACGCUGACCGCGGUGAAAUAAUGCUGGCUGUGGCAAUGGCAAUAUGUAAGCAAGACAAUGUUCCUCAGCGACCACCCACAGACUGAAGGAGGCUGCUCGGGGAGGGAGUCGAAGCUGAGGUGGGAGGCGGAUGGGGAUGAUGAGGCGGAGGACGCCAUUGCAGCCGCAGUUGGCCGUUUGUAACUCGGCUGAGGCGAGACAGAAGUUCCCAGAGUUAACAAUGUCGGCUGGGUUUCAGGGAUUUUUCUGUCUCGAGUCUCUCCGCUGGCACUGUAGCGUGGAAACAGACGAGUAAAGAUGGACGUUUUGCCACAGUUGAGAGUGAAAAUGUGGAGCCGCAGCGCUGAGCCGAAGCAGCAGUCUCCCCCCAUUCCUUCAGCGGUCCAGUGGCCCAGUUUCUCACCAUGAACACCAGUAGGAACUGCACCACGGUGGGGAAUAGCGAGGGUCUGGCUGCCCUGGAGUCAGUCUCCAUCGUCACCAUCACGCUGCUCGCCUGCCUGGGGAACCUGCUGAUUGUGGUGACCCUUUAUCGCAGGCCUUACCUGCUCACACCCAGCAACAAGUUUGUGUUCAGUCUGACUCUGUCCAACCUGCUGCUGUCUGUGCUGGUGCUGCCGUUUGUGGCUGUGAGCUCGGCAAAGAGAGAGUGGGUGUUUGGGGUGGUGUGGUGCAACUUCACUGCCCUACUCUACCUCCUCAUCAGCUCUGCCAGCAUGCUCACCCUGGGAGCUAUUGCUAUUGACAGGUACUACGCCGUUCUCUACCCGAUGAUCUACCCCGUGAAGAUCACAGGGAACCGGGCGGUUGUCGUCAUCGCCUAUGUGUGGUUGCACUCGCUGGUGGGCUGCCUGCCUCCACUGUUCGGAUGGUCCUCUUUUGAGUUCGACUGCUUUAAGUGGACAUGUGUGGCAUCGUGGCACAGAGAUCCGAGCUACACGGCCUUCUGGGUCACCUGGUGCGUCCUCCCCCCCUUCUUUGUCAUGCUGGCGUGUUACGGUGUGAUUUUCCGCGUAGCCCGCAUGAAAGCCCGCAAAGUUCACUGCGGGACUGUUGUUGUAGCCCAGGACGACUCCACUGGAGCCCAGAGGAAUGGGCGCAAGAACUCGAGCACCUCAACUUCCUCUAAUGGAAGUCGGCGGAGCCUUGUAUACGCAGGGAGUCAAUGCAAGGCCUUGGUCACCAUCUUAGUGGUGAUUGGCACCUUCCUCAUGACCUGGGGGCCUUAUGUUGGGGUGGUGUGCACUGAGGCUUUGUGGGGGCAGGGCAGUGUGUUUCAGUGGCUGGAGACUCUGGUAGCAUGGUUUUCUUUCUGCAGCGCCGUAUGCCACCCGCUCAUCUACGGCGUGUGGAAUAAAACAGUGAGGAAGGAGCUGCUGGGCAUGUGCUUUGGAGAUCGCUACUACAGAGAGUCGUUCGCCACGCGCCAUAGGACAUCCCGCCUCUUCAGCAUCUCCAACAGAAUCACAGACUUGGGGAUGUCCCCACAUCUGACUGCCAUACUUGCUGGUGGAGGACAGCUGUUGGCCCCAGGGAGCAGCACAGGAGAUACUGGAUUCAGUUUCACUCAGGACUCGUGCACAGAUGUGAUGCUAUUGGAUAACUUCUCCACAGAUGGCUCCUCCCUCGCACAGCACCAUGGGGCUCCGUCCGGGAAGAGGAGGAGCUCGGUCACCUUUGAAGACCAGGUGGAGCAUUCCAAAGCUGAAAACACAUCUUCAGUCCAGGUCCACGCAGAGGUGCACAAAUCUCUGGACACGUUUGCCUCCUGCUUGGCGAAAGCCAUAGAGAGCGACGCCAAGCUCGCCCUGUUUGGAGAAGGUUUGACUCUGCCGGGGGGGCUCUUUACAACGAGGGCUGCGCCAAGACCCAGAUACCUGGACGGUCAGAGACUGAGGCUGGAAAGUAUCGAUGAGGGGAUUGUCAAAGAUGACAGAGGUGAAGAGGAGCAGGAUUUGGAGGAGAAACCCGCCUGAACACAGCAGGUCCACUUUUUGGACUGAACUCUCCUUUAAAGGGUUUCCCACUCUUAACUCUGUUAAAGAGCUCUGUGGUACAGCUGAUGAAGUGUGCUCUGUUUCUACAUGGAUACUCCUUACUUGAAAUUUUUAGUAAACAGAAAGAAGGCGGCACAUUAUUCAUUCGCGCCAUGUUGGACCGAGUGCGUAGCAUCAGUGCCUUGACAUAAUUCUCUGAGAAUUAACGUAAUCAAAUAGGAAGCCUUAACUACUGUAACCUCAACAAUCUGAUCAUUGUAUUAACUUGUUUACUGCUACAGUAUAUAUUGUUAUUGUAUGUUUAUAAGCUUAAUAAGAAAAAUUGCCUCAGUGGGCAAAAUGACAGCAUCUUUUGACAGCUUAGAUCUUUUCAGGUGAAUUUUCUCUCCUAAUGUUGCACUCAGUCAUUCUCCCCCACGAGUUUUCUCUCACUGGAUAAUGAUGACUGUGAGGUCCAUGUUUCCUUAGCACGGUACAGCCUGCACACUUGUCAGUUUUAUCAGUACAUGAUGGUCUCAAGUAAUUCAGGUUUGGAUGGGAAAGAUUCCCAUGGUUACAACUUGUGCCAGAUUUCAGAUCAUGUGACCACUUUCUGCAGAUUUGUUCCUGCAAGGCUUAAAAAGACUUCCCACAGAUAAUAUCUGGUACAUGUGAGUUGAGUUACAUUUAUGACUAAAUAACAGAGCUUCUAGUUCAUAUUUCUGACUUUGCUGUUGACGGUAAUCACAAUAACUGCAGAGUGUGUGUGUGUGUGUGUGUGUGUGUGUGGCUUAAGCAGAGGUCUGGUCAGACAGAAUAAAUGGAAGCACCUGUGUAGGUGUGCAUUUAGUGUAAAACAAGAAACCUUAAAGUGAGCAGACAACAGUGUUGCACGUCCUUCAGACGCUGACUAUACCUUGUUUCUAAAAAGUGAACACACCUUCUGUAAUGAUGGUCAUCAGAUGGUGCAGCACACAAACAACAGGCCGACUUAAGAAGGCACCUUUCACCGAGGGCUGCGUUCAAGCAGGAAAAAGCAGGCAUAAACAGUGACAUGACCACGACUGUAUUAUAUUCAGCUGCUUCAGUAUGUACACCUCACCAUAUUAAAAACAUGCUAGAUUAGCUGCUAUCAGUGUAACACAACAGUGUGUUUACAGUCAUGACUUACAGGGACAGUGAAUGGAGCAGAGUCAUUGUUAGUUUUACCAGUAACACCUGUGCUUUUCCUCCUGCAGCAGGUCAGCAUUGAAGGUUGAAAUCACAAGAUUACCGGCAGGUGUAAAUGUGAAAGUUAUUCCAGCCUUCUAUCCCAGUGCAUAGGAAUGAUUAAACUUAGGAAAUUGGUGGACUGUUAAAGAAGUUGUCUUGCAGUGAAACAGUUUACAAUAUUUAUGUACUGGAGUCCAGAAGGGUAUACUACAAAGUACAACACAACCAGACAGCAUUAGCUGGCUCAGCAAAACCUAAAACCCCAGGAGGAGUUAAUGAUAAUCACAAUGGUGUUUCUCAGCUUUCUCUGUUAAGUUGGACUUUCUGCUUCAGGCUCUGUGGACGCUCACAUAAAACAAAGCGUUUCAUGUGUUAUACAUUUCUUGCCAUGUGAGUACCGCCUGCUUCAGUCAGCAGGUGAAAUCUAGAGAGAACAUAAAAUAUGUAACAGUAAAAUGCAACACUGUUGCAAGUAAGAGGUUAAUGCGGAAAAUUGUUCAUCUUGGGAUUUGGUGCACAGAACACGGAAACUGUUGGCCAACAUCUGUAAUAUAAGGUUCCUGCUGUAAGCACAGCUGGAUUUGCAGCAUUUCAUGAUUAUGUGCAACUGUGGACAAACAGUAGUUGCACUUGAACAUACAAUGUGUACUCUCAUGGCGUGUCUGAGAAGGUGAUAUGCUGCAGUUUAUUAGCAGUGAAGACCAAAUGAGAUGAUAAAAGGGUCUCGUGGGAAAAUGAAGUCCAGAAUCAGUUGUUUCUGUUAGUGUUGAAUCAGAGGAAACCUGAGCUAAAGGAAUAUUCAUUGGUACACUGGGCUGUAUCCCAGUUUAUACACUCCAGCACUCCCAGUAUUAGAGAUUUAGUAGAGAUUUUUAAAUAUGUAGAGCCCAGUGUUGGUGCUUCAGUCUUACCUCGUAUUUUUUCAUGUCAUGGUCUGUUUGUAAGAGAAAGAUAUACACCUGAGAAGUGAUGUAACCUUUUGAUUUUCAUUAUACAGUAAGUAUUAAUACAAAC